Molecule: messenger RNA, 705 nt
Organism: Torulaspora delbrueckii
Lineage: Eukaryota; Fungi; Ascomycota; Saccharomycetes; Saccharomycetales; Saccharomycetaceae
Product: glutathione S-transferase
Exons: 1
Coding region: 1-705 (234 amino acids)
Source: RefSeq, a predicted model, not a curated record
AUGUCUACGCCUAUUAUCCGAGUGCACUGGUUGAAUGAAUCCAGAGCUUUCAGAGUCUUGCAAUUGCUAGAGCAAUUGAAGCUUGAUUAUGAAAUUGUUCCUUACAAGAGAAACCAAGAUUUUCGUGCCCCUGAAGAUGCCAAGAAAAUACAUCCAUUAGGUAGAUUCCCUUUGGUAGAACUAGAAGACCGUACCACUGGGAAGAAGAAAGUGCUUGCUGAGUCUGGUUAUAUUUUCCACUACAUCCUUCAACAUCUUGACUCUAAAGGGUUGCUGAAGAACAAUGAUCCAGAUCAAGCGGAACAGAUUGAGUAUUUCUUAUACUACGCAGAGGGCUCUUUGCAACUUCCAUUGAUGGUGGAGUUUAUCCUCUCCAUGACAAAGAAGGCACCCAUUCCAUUCCCACUAUCGUACCUGUCAGGUAAAGUAGCUGAUAAGAUCAGUGAGAAGUACUCUAAAGGUGAAUUGCAGAACCAAUUGAAGUUUGUUGAAGGCGAGAUUGCCAAGAACCAGGGUUACCUAGUUGGUGGUAAGCUAAGUGGUGCAGAUAUCUUGAUGUUGUUCCCACUGCAAUCUGCUCUAAACCGUGGUUUUGCCAAACGUGAGGAAUAUCCUCACAUUAGCAAGUUUGUGGACACAUUAACUUCUUUGGACUCAUAUUCUGCUGCGAAGGCAAAGGCAACUGCCAAUGGUGGUAAGUUCUAA